CCAUUUCAGAUCCAAUAUUGCUUUGCUGAGCAUCUGGUACUCCCUUGUUGUCUCAAGCUUCUGGCACUUUUCACCUCCAUUCCACUGACUUAGCCCGCAAUGAACGGCCACAUAGAACAGCCAGUCUCUGGCCCAAGGCGGCUACGACAGAUGCUGUCCGAUCCAUCAAAGACUGUUGUAGCCCCUGGUGUAUACGACGGCAUCACCGCACGCUUGGCGCUCAACGCCGGCUUUGAAUGCUUAUACAUGACAGGCGCAGGGACCAGCAUGUCUCGACUAGGCAUGGCGGACUUGGGACUCACGACGUUCACCGACAUGCACCAGAAUGCUGCUAUGAUCGCCUCGAUCAACCCGGCUGUGCCUGUCAUUGCGGACGCAGACACAGGAUAUGGCGGGCCGAUCAAUGUUGCGAAUACGGUCAGGGCAUAUGCACGAUCAGGCGUUGCUGGCCUCCACAUCGAGGAUCAAGUCCAGGAAAAGCGUUGCGGGCAUCUGAGUGGCAAGCUACUUGUUCCACGAGAGGUGUACUACAACCGUCUACGAUCCGCAUGUAAAGCUCGAGAUGAUGGCGGACAUGGUAUUGUAAUCAUUGCCCGGACGGAUGCACGCGCCGGCAAGGACGCGCAGGGCAACGGCGGCUUCGACGAAGCCGUUGAACGCAUGAGGAUGGCUGCCAAAAUCGGCGUGGACGCCCUCUUCUUCGAGGCCAUCCAAUCUCAAGACGAGGCGAAGAAAGUCAUCGAGUGUCUUCCGAAUGGCGUUCCGGUACUACUGAACAUGGUCCCUGGCGGUCGAACUCCGAUCGUCACUAAUGACGAGGCGAACAACCUAGGCUUCCGGAUAGUCAUCUGGCCGACGGUGGGCCUGGAAGCCGUUGUGCCUGCGGUGCAGAGCGCGCUGCAGACGCUGAAGAAGACAGGCAAAUCACCUGAACAUCAGAACAUUGGACCUGGAGCAUUGUUCGAGGUCUGCGGGUUAAAGGAGCUUAUGGCGUUCGACGAAAGUGUCGGCGGUAGCGCAUAUAGCGAUCUCUAACGUGCCGGAUGCGUGGCUGUCACUUGACCAGCAAC
This is a messenger RNA of Baudoinia panamericana UAMH 10762, 1070 nucleotides long. RefSeq lists its product as uncharacterized. The coding region runs from base 100 to 1035 and encodes 311 amino acids. Lineage: Eukaryota; Fungi; Ascomycota; Dothideomycetes; Mycosphaerellales; Teratosphaeriaceae. Gene Ontology annotation, molecular function: catalytic activity. The record is from RefSeq and is a predicted model, not a curated record. The transcript is spliced from 3 exons.